CAUCUCUCCUCUAGGACAACGCGGAACAUAACAUCUUCGCAUCUCGAAUCGCUUGCUAAAAGGAGCUCUCUCACAUCAUGGGUUCUGUUGUCAUUCCUCAUCUUCCCUCAGCCUGGCAUGUCGACCAAGCCAUUCUUUCCGAAGACGAGAGGUUAGUCAUUAUACGCUUCGGUCGCGACUGGGAUCCCGACUGCAUGCGUCAAGAUGAGACUCUUUUCAAGAUUGCUGAGCGCGUCAAGAACUUUGCUGUCAUUUACGUCUGCGAUAUCGACCAGGUCCCGGACUUCAACCAGAUGUACGAACUCUACGACCCCGUUACCCUCAUGUUCUUCUUCCGCAACAAACACAUGAUGUGCGAUUUCGGAACUGGUAACAACAACAAGCUGAAUUGGGUCCUAGAAGAUAAGCAAGAGUUGAUUGACAUCAUCGAGACCAUUUAUAAGGGUGCGAAGAAGGGCAGAGGGUUGGUCGUCUCACCGAAAGACUAUUCCACCAGAUACAAAUACUAAGGACACCUCUGGACAUGUUCAUGGUGGAUGACGGACCGCGGAUCUGAUCGCGAGGUCCACUCCUCAAUCAUCACAUUUAACAUCAUACGACAUCGGACAGAGAUUCUUGAGAGCUAGGACUGCUCUGGACUUGAUGCACAUUAACCUCAACCUACACCUUGGGACUGGGCGUUAACAUUGGGAACGGGGAUCAUUUGAUACUCCCCUAAGUCCAGGUCGUGCCCUUCGUCGCUUUGGCGCAUUCUCUGCCCAUGACCAACAAGCACUGACAGCCUCUUUCGGCCAUUGCAGACAUGCGGAGUUUCGAAUAUUCGUCGCUUCCCGAGAGACACUUCCUCAAAGUCUUAGGGCCCGUGAUGCGGUGCGAUGCUCCUUGGGCCCUUCGCUACUAUUGUCGAAUGGUAUUGCAGCGGGCCCUGCCUGCGAGGACCCCUCUGCAGUUCGUGCGGCUUCGUGUUGCCCAAGUAUAGUUGCUUGUCGCAUUGUUCACGCCUUCACUGAUACCCGGAUGCCGUAGUGAAUCAAGUCUCAGCUCAAGAGCUGCAUUCUCAGUAGAAACAAUACCACCUCCUACAUCUGCCGUCCUCUGAUGGCCC
Messenger RNA from Exophiala xenobiotica, 1105 nucleotides. RefSeq names its product mitosis protein dim1. The record is from RefSeq and is a predicted model, not a curated record. The coding region runs from base 78 to 509 and encodes 143 amino acids. The transcript has 2 exons. Gene Ontology annotation, biological process: mRNA splicing, via spliceosome. Lineage: Eukaryota; Fungi; Ascomycota; Eurotiomycetes; Chaetothyriales; Herpotrichiellaceae. Gene Ontology annotation, cellular component: U5 snRNP; spliceosomal complex; U4/U6 x U5 tri-snRNP complex.